Messenger RNA from Protobothrops mucrosquamatus (brown spotted pit viper), 2865 nucleotides. RefSeq names its product tumor susceptibility 101 (gene TSG101). The coding region runs from base 128 to 1357 and encodes 409 amino acids. The record is from RefSeq and is a predicted model, not a curated record. Gene Ontology annotation, cellular component: ESCRT I complex. Gene Ontology annotation, molecular function: ubiquitin binding. Gene Ontology annotation, biological process: protein transport; protein modification process; endosome to lysosome transport. Lineage: Eukaryota; Metazoa; Chordata; Lepidosauria; Squamata; Viperidae. The transcript is spliced from 8 exons.
AAACGGAUCGCGGAGGCUGUCGGAAGCGGAGCUCGGGAAGGCUCUUGUCCGUCCGGGAGUUAGAGUAGCGGGAGGAGGUCGUAGAGGUAGCACGACCAAGGGAGGGGCCGCCGCCACCACCUCCAGCAUGGCCAUGUCCGAGACUCAGCUGAAGAAAAUGCUUGCUAAGUACAAGUACAGAGACCUGGCUGUUCAGGAAACUGUCAACGUUACUGGCCAGUACAAAGAUCUCAAACCUGUUAUGGAUAACUAUGUUUUUAAUGAUGGUUCAUCAAGAGAAUUGAUGAGCCUCACUGGAACUAUUCCUGUAAAUUACAGAGGCAACAUAUACAAUAUCCCGAUAUGUCUGUGGCUAUUGGAUACAUAUCCAUUCAAUCCCCCAAUCUGUUUCGUUAAGCCAACUAGUUCGAUGACGAUUAAAACUGGGAAACAUGUUGAUGCAAAUGGCAGGAUAUAUCUUCCUUAUCUACAUGAAUGGAAACAUCCACAAUCAGAUUUGAUAGGACUGAUUCAAGUUAUGAUUGUGGUGUUUGGAGAGGAACCUCCUGUCUUUUCUCGACCAACCAUUUCAGCUUCCUAUCCGCCUUACCAAGCAACAGGGCCACCAAACACUUCCUAUAUGCCAGGAAUGCCAAGUGGAAUCUCUCCUUUUCCUCCUGGACCACCUCCUAACCCAAGUGGUUAUUCAGGCUACCCUUAUCCUACACCUAGUGGGCCAUUUCCAGCAACAACUAGCACACCACAUUAUCCUUCUCAGCCUCCUGUAACCACUGUGGCAGAUGGCAGAAGAAAGCAGAAACAGGUAUGGAUUUGUGGUCAUUCCUAUGUUUUCUGGGCAGAAAAACGGGCACUUGACAGAAGCUUUGGUCCACAAUUGGGAAUUCGACUGGAGGAUGCCAAAUUACAUUGGCUAGGAAAGAGUGGAAUGAUGUGGGAUCAAUUAGUACCCACCCUGUUGCAUACACGACGGAGGCUAACAGAUCCUGAUAUACUGGUGAUCCAUCUAGGAGGCAAUGACUUGGGGAUAACCAGUAAUGUGGAUGUCAUAAACCGAAUGAAGAAAGAUUUUGGACAUCUUAAGCAAAUAUUCAAGAAUAGCAUUCUAGUCUGGUCUAAUAUCAUACCCAGGAAAGUAUGGAAUCAAGAGAUACCCCAUAAAGUGAUGGAGAAAAGCAGGAGAAGAAUCAAUCAGGAAAUUGGCUAUUUUAUGCAGUAUAUUGGAGGAACUGUGAUCCAGCAUGAUUUACUUGUACCAGAAUCUCCUGGAUUGUUCCAUCUAGAUGGUGUACUCUUAUCUCAGAGUGGUACAGAUAUCUUCAACCUGGAUUUACAAAGUGCUUUAGAAACAUUGUUUUGAUUUUUAAUUGGAAGAAAAAUGAUACCCACAGCUGUGGACUCUUUCUACAAAUAGAAAGUUCUGAACAGCAUGGUAACGUGAAUUGAUAAAUAACAGACUUAGCCUAAGAUUUAGCUUGGUACUGAUUACUAAUGCAGUUGUCUGUGACAUUGCCCUAUAAUCUGCAAAUAAUUUUUUGUUAAUGUGUUUAACUAUUUUUUGCGAAUUCAGUUUAUUGGUUUUUCAUUUAUUUUAAUUCACUUCUCAUGUAUGUUGAAUGAGACUGCCAAACAAAUUUAUUCUCAAUUGAUCCCAAUUCCACAAAGCUCUCACUGACUAUAGCAAGAUUAUAACAAUCUACAGUAUAAGUAACAGUUUACAAAGCUAUUUCGUGUGAGUCAGAUGGGAUUAAUUAUCAAGUGUUAUCACUAUUGGGGUAGGAGUUAGUGGUGUCAUCUAUUGGCAGAUGAAUGACUUCAUAAUCCCCACCAUAUCUACCUGCUUUAAGUUCUCCUGUAGAAGUUUGACAAGCCCUUUUGUGUAUGCUUGAGGAUCAUGCACAAAGAAAGGAAAGAAAGGGAAAUCCCAUUACGUCAGCUAACGUAGUAAUAUAGUCCACUGUUAACCAAUUCAACAUUGCACGUUAGAACAUAUGUUGCACUUUUCAAACAGUGUGGGAUUAUUUAAAUAUAAUGAAGAUCUAGUUUCUGACACAUUGGUUUUUGAAAAUACUUUAUUUAGUUAAAAAUGUAAGCAAUUCUGUUUCACAAUUGGGAAUAGUGGCUGGUUUAAAUGUAGUAUUCCCAAUUUAAUACACAUAGUUUAUUAAGCUAGGAAUACUAUUUUAGUCCCACACAUUCUUCUCCACUUUUAUGUCUUUUGUACCAGCUUUGAUCCAAAUCACAAUAUCUGUUACUACUGAACUGUGGUAUGAAAUUGUUUCAUUUACUGAGCUCUUAAUUAAUAAUAUGCCUUGAACCAUAUCUAUUUUUGGCGUAAUGGAAAAUUGGUUUAAAAAUGAGGACUAAAGAAUUGCUUUGGAAUUGGGGGAGCAAUUGUUCUAGAUAUGAGAGCUCUUAUACUUGUAAGAAGGGUUUAAAUGAUUCAUUUUCCUACUGUAUGCAAAAUAGUAUCAUAUACUUCUUAGAGCAGUUAUGAUACUUGUAAAAAUGGUAUUUUAAAUAACAGGGUUUACAAAAAUAUUGUUGCUAUGGUUUUGUUAACUCUGAGUGAAUACAUCUUUUGUGAUAAUUAAAAUGAAAUUAUAAUUUUUUCCUGUCAAUAUUCCCACUAAGAUAGCAAAGCACUUGAGAGUUUUUUUGUUUGUUGUGCUUGAAGAAAAUCUUUAUUUGAUUCCAAAUGCAUAAAGGUAGAUGUUCUGCUUAUCCCAAAGGUAUUGUUGAACUGUUUGACAGUAGCUCUAUAAGAGAAUUAUGCCACUUUGUGCUUUGGCAUCAUUGAUCUGAAACAGAAUUUGCUUUGAAGGAAGGGAAGUACAAUUUUAGAAGUAAGGAAGGAAAAUUUAAAAU